AUGGUAAUGACGAAAUAUGGCCUGGAGGGCAAGCUCCAUGAGGAGCAUCGAUUGAUCAAGGAUGGCGUAUUGAGAGAAGACAAUCCUCUCGAUCAGAGCAAUGAGUUUAAAGAAUUUCUUCUCGCUUGCCGUCAUGGCGACCUCCGGAAAUGCCAAGAGCUCAUUAAUGAGGGUGUCAACAUCAACGGUAAAGAUAAAUUCGAUUAUACGCCUUUGAUCAUUGCCAGCCUGUGUGGCCAUUAUGAACUGGUCCAAUUGCUGCUAGAAGCUGGAGCCCUCGCAGAAAGAAACACCUUUCAAGGAGAACGUUGUAUAUAUAACGCCUUGAACGACCGCAUACGAAACUUGCUUCUCCAAUAUGACUUUUCCAAGUCGUCUGAUCCUUUUGUAUAUUGGUCCUCGCAUAUUACGGCCCUGAUGGACAUGCAGUCACCCAACACCUCCGACAUCACUCUGACCUCUGACAACCGCUCGUUUGAGCUGCACAAGUUUCUGCUCUCUGCACGGUCACCAUAUUUUCACAAAAAGUUUGAGGCUCAGCCAGAAACCGAGACGUGGAAGCUCGCGACCGCGAUUCCAGAUGAGUCAUUCGAGGUUGUCCUUCGAUAUAUUUACCUAGGCGAUGUGCCGAAGGACCUCUCCUCAUCCAGACAGGGCGUGUCUGACGAGGCCAUCCUGACAGGCAUUGACAAGAUUAGCAAGCAGCUGGAGAUUGACCACCUGUGGGAGGCCAUCCUCGAGGGCAACGACCGUCGCCUCGCGCGCCAGCGCUACCAGGACGAAGUCGGCCGCGCUCUGCAGCAGGUGGGCGACUUCUUCCAGACCAGCAUCAUCGGCCACAAGAUGGUCGUCGACACGGACCGCGUCGACGAGGUCACCUGGAAACACGGCAACUCCAUCUUUGCCGACAUUCUGCUGCGCGCUGACGAACCCGAAGACGAGGAAGAAGACGAGGCGCCCUCAACGCCUUCCACCCCAAGCACGCCCAGCAUCCCCAUCGGUCCCGCCGGUCUCGCCGCGUCGACGGCAGGACGCCGCCGCCGCGCCCGCAAGUCGGUGCUCUACCCCGUGCACAAGGCCAUGCUUAUCCGCAGCGACUACUUCCUGCGCAUGUUCUCCGGCGACUUCCUCGAGGCGCGCCACGGCGAGCGGCUGCGCGUCGUGACGGUCGACUGCAGCCCGCCCGUGCUCGAGCUCGUCCUCGCGUUCCUGUACACGGAGACGGCCGCGUGCCCGCUCGAGCACGCGCUCGAGCUGCUCUACGCCGCCGACAUGCUCUUCCUCGACACCCUCAAGGCCAAGGCGGCCGUCGCCAUCAGCACCCUCGGCAGCGGCCGCAGCAAUGCCCUCGUCGACCGCACCCACGACGGUGUCGGCAAGUCUUCCCCUGUGACCAAGCAGCAGCAACAGCGCAACGGACCGUCGCCACCAUCAUCUUCUUCUCUCGGCCCGGAUACACCCGCUGAAGACGUCGAGCCCAUCAACAUCUACGACGUCAUCCACGCCGCGUGGGACCUGCGCGUGCAGCGCCUCGAGGAGUUUGCGGCGCGCUACCUCGCCCACCGCCUCGAGGACUACGUCGACGACCCCGAGUUCCAGGAGCUCAUCCGCGAGAGCGCCGAGCGUCUGCAGAAGCGCGAGGCCACCGACUCGAUCGAGCUGCUCGACGACAUCCGCUACUACCUCUCGGAGCGCUUCCGCCUGCGCUUCGAGGAUGCCGGCCUCGAAGACAUACUCGAAGACGACGGGGAGAUUUCGGCCGAGGCCGCCGCGGCCAUGAUUGACGGGAGCGCUGCUGCUCCCAACGGCGACACUGCUGCUGCUGCCGAUUCGAGUGGUGGUGCGGCGGCUGCGAACGGGGUGGGGGUGCGCACGCUGGACGGAGAGGCGGCCGAGGACGAGUUCGUGUCCGACGCCAUCAACUACCAGGUCCUGCUGGGCAAGAUUGACAGCAUGCUGGACCGGCUGCAACUAGAUGCCUAA
Molecule: messenger RNA, 1983 nt
Organism: Akanthomyces muscarius
Lineage: Eukaryota; Fungi; Ascomycota; Sordariomycetes; Hypocreales; Cordycipitaceae
Exons: 3
Coding region: 1-1983 (660 amino acids)
Cellular component (GO): ubiquitin ligase complex; cytoplasm
Molecular function (GO): protein binding
Source: RefSeq, a predicted model, not a curated record